ACAUUGUCCUCUUUUCUGUCUGGGCCAGCUUACUUUCGCUGUCAGAAAACAAGCCGCGCAGCAUUCCUCCUGCUUCUGCUCCCGUUAUUGCAUCAUGAGCUCUGCUAGUCGGUUGUCGGAGCUGGCCUCCAUCAUCAGUGAGAACACAAAGAAACUCGAGGAGUAUCUGGCUUCCAUAAACCAUCCGUUGCCAUCUCUUGAUCCAGGAGCACCAUUGGCAUUGAUGCUUCCUGAGGAAAUCACGGUAUACCAGGAAACUGCUCUUGAUGCUGCCACCGAACUGCGAGCUCUGCUUCUGGGACCCAUUGGUAUCUUGCAGUACCAAGCAGAGCAUAAUCUGCUGAUCGGUCUUCAAGCUAUCAAUAAAUUCAAACUCUAUGAUUUUCCUCCUGGAGAGGAGCGCACAUUUGCGCAGCUUGCUGACCAAAGUGGUGUGGAUGAGGAUUUUGUACGACGUAUGAUCAGACAGGCGAAAACGAGUUACAUCUUCAAGGAGCCUAAGCCGGGUGUCGUCGCGCACUCCGCAGCUUCAAGUGCGAUUGGAAUGGUGCCUCUGCUGAGCCAAUGGCUGGGUAUGGUCUCUGAAGAGCUCUACCCGGCAGCAUCAAGAAGCAUAGAUGCGCAGAUCAAAUGGCCAGGCUCUCAGGAGCCAAACCAGACAGGUUUCAAUAUCGCCCAUAAUACGGACGAGCCGACCUACAAGGCCAUCUCCGCAGACCCUCGUCGUGCCCAGCAGUUCGCUGAUGCCAUGACUUUGUUCCAACACAGCCCAGGAAUGGAGCCAAGCUACUUCGUGAACAACUACGAUUGGAGCGGCGUCUCAAAAGUCGUCGACAUCGGCGGCUCGCACGGCAUUGUAAUGCAGGAGCUAGCCAGCAAAGUUCCAACCAUCGAAUGUGUCGUGCAAGACGUUGCCAAGGUGGUAGAAGAAGGCAAAACGCAGGUUCCCAAGGAAAUUUCGGAUCGUGUAGUGUUCAUGGAGCAUGACUUCUUCACGCCGCAGCCCGUCAAGGGCGCAGAUGUUUAUUUCUUGCGCUGGAUCUUCCAUAAUUGGUCGGAUAAGUAUUGUAUUGAUAUCUUGCGUAAUCUGGUUCCGGCACUCCAAAAAGGGGCUCGGAUUAUUGUUAAUGAGUUUUGUGUUCCUCCGCCGGGAGUCUUGACCCCGUUCCAAGAGAAACCAUUGAGAUCAUUUGACUUGGUUAUGCUGGAGUUGUUCAAUGCCAAGGAGAGAGGGGGUGAGGAGUGGGCUGCGCUAUUCCAUGCUGCAGAUGAGCACUUUGUGUUCAAAGGCGUGCAGUUCCCCAAGGGGUCAAAACUGGCUAUCAUCGAGGCUUGUUGGGAGGGUGAGGACUCUUCGUGAGUUGAAGUGCUAUCCGCGCAGGACUUUAGACUAUU
Mollisia scopiformis is the source of this 1395-nucleotide messenger RNA. Its product is annotated as S-adenosyl-L-methionine-dependent methyltransferase. The record is from RefSeq and is a predicted model, not a curated record. Gene Ontology annotation, molecular function: O-methyltransferase activity. NCBI's taxonomy places the organism in Eukaryota, Fungi, Ascomycota, Leotiomycetes, Helotiales, Mollisiaceae. The transcript has 5 exons. Bases 95 to 1360 code for a protein of 421 amino acids.